Messenger RNA from Micropterus dolomieu (smallmouth bass), 2156 nucleotides. RefSeq names its product phosphatidylinositol-specific phospholipase C, X domain containing 1 (gene plcxd1.1). The record is from RefSeq and is a predicted model, not a curated record. Gene Ontology annotation, molecular function: phosphoric diester hydrolase activity. Bases 502 to 1497 code for a protein of 331 amino acids. Gene Ontology annotation, biological process: lipid metabolic process. Lineage: Eukaryota; Metazoa; Chordata; Actinopteri; Centrarchiformes; Centrarchidae. The transcript has 7 exons.
GCAGGGCUGCAGUAUGUUUGAUGGUUCUUGUAUAACAUUUCAGUGGGCUCUUUAAGAGGAGAGCCUCUGCAUCUGCUGAUCUGUCAGCAGGCGCGGUGCCGCCCUGCCUGCCCACCCUGCUGCUGCACCUCAGUGAACAGACAAGCACCCGGCGAAGCGAGGGGACUCAACUCUGUGUCCAUGCACCUGCCGUGGGUAUUCGAUCGUUAUGGAUAAUCAAUAACUGAAGGUAAAAUGCGCCGGACCCGCCGCCCUCGUCAUCCCGGGUUAUACAGGUGUAACCAGACCGAGCUGCUAGAGAGAGACACGGGCCACGCUUUAUCUCCGGUUCACAUCAUUCAUGUUUUAUGCACAGCCAUGAUAUUUCCUACGGCUCUGGAAUGGAUGACUUCUGCUGGCACACGCCUAUAGUUUUAGUCAUCGCGUUUCCCCUCUUUGCUGGUUUGGCUGGCUCAGCUGGUUUGGCGGCUACGGGAAGCAGCAGCACUUUGAUCAAACGGGAUGCAGACGCUGGAGCUCAGCAUGUCCUCUGUGGUGUCCGGAGUGAGUGAGCUGAGCCUGGGAGAGCUGCCCAUGGAGAGCUGGAUGUCUCACCUGCCAUGUGCUCUGUGGGACACCCCCCUGUACCACCUGGCCAUCCCGGGCAGACACAAUGCAAUAACCUACUGUCUGGAUAUGAAUGACAGAUCCCCUGUUGACCUUACCCAGCCAGACAUGCUUCAAAAGCUGGACAAAUACAUGAAGCCCUUUAUUCGCCCCUUUGUGUACAAGUGGGCAAUAACCCAGGAGUAUACUAUAAAGCAGCAGCUGGACUGUGGGGUCAGAUACUGUGACCUGAGAAUUGCACACAGGCCCAAUGACAGCUCCACUGAUCUGUACUUCUACCACGGUGUAUACACCACGCUCACUGUGGAGACUGUUCUAAUGGAGAUAAGAGAGUGGCUGGAUGCUCAUCCCAAAGAGGUGGUCAUCCUCUCCUUCAGCCACUUCCUCGGCCUGAGCCAGGAGCUCCACACGCUGCUGCUCACAACCAUACGCAACAUAUUCACCUCUAAACUCUGUCCCAAAACGGAAGUGUUAACUCUUCGAAACCUGUGGGCUUUAGGCAACACUGUGAUUGUGUCCUAUGAACACAAUAUUGCCAGCUAUCACAGCGACCUGUGGCCACAUAUUCCUUACUGGUGGGCCAACAAAUGCAAAGCUGAGGCUCUUAUUGAGGAGUUUGAACACAGGAAGCAACAUGGCAGACCAGGAGGUUUCUUCGUCACAGGAAUUAAUCUGACAGAGGACCUGAAAUACAUCUGCACACACCCAACAGAGUCCCUGAAGGACUUGGUGAUGUCCACAUAUCCCACGCUGCUGAGCUGGGUUAAGGAGCAGACUCCUGGCUGCAAAGUUGGCUCUCUCAAUAUCAUUGCUGGGGACUUUAUCACCGAGAGCCAGUUCAUACCAACUGUGGUUACACUGAAUGAGAAACUACUGAAAUGGUCCUCAUGACCUUUCACCAAUUUGCAUUAUUCUACAUAGAAAAUGUGCAUCACAGCAUGAAUUACACAAGCUUGUUUUAAGAGAGAUAGAAAAAUACUCAAGUACUUGAAUUCAUUUAAAUAUAAAUACACUUAUUGGAGGCAGUGAAAUGUAUAUUUUAGUCCUAAAGCUGCUUGAAAACAGACUUUUUGGUAUUUUGACCGGCACAUGUUUGUUUACAUUCUGUUCACUAUUUAUGCAAUGUACUUUUAGUAGUUUUCACAAGUCAGCCAGGUGGCCAUUUUUAUGUUACGGGGCAACUAAAGCAAUAAUGAAACAACUGAUCUCACCUUUUAAUGUAGGCUUUUUAGAUGAGUCAGCACAAACAGUGUAUUCCAUGAGCACAUAUGACUGUAAUGUAGGCAACAAACGUUUGUAAUUAUGAAAUGUGGGCAGCAAGUUUAAUAAGUAGCUAAACUUUAGCACCAGUACAUGUAUUUAUCCAUAGAGAAUGUAGCGAAGACAUGAAACUUAUGCAAAAUGCAUGGAAAACUUAUUUGCAUGAACCCAACCUUGAUUGUUUUACUUAUAAUUGACUUUAGCCAACAGGUUAGGCCUUGAUUUAAAGGCUGCACCGCUGUGCCUGUGGAAAUAAGCUUUUCCAAUAAACAUGAGCUUUUUUAAGCAAA